This is a messenger RNA of Camellia sinensis, 1727 nucleotides long. RefSeq names its product cytochrome P450 76T24. NCBI's taxonomy places the organism in Eukaryota, Viridiplantae, Streptophyta, Magnoliopsida, Ericales, Theaceae. The record is from RefSeq and is a predicted model, not a curated record. Gene Ontology annotation, molecular function: iron ion binding; monooxygenase activity; heme binding.
ACUUAGAGAGAAACACAGAGUGCGCUCAACAUAACACAACAUAAAUCCCAAAAAUGGAGUUUCUUGGUUAUCUGGUGUGCUCUAUGGUUUUCUUGAUACUCAUCCGUGGCCUUGCAUUGUUUCGUAGAAGAAGAACACUCCCACCAGGCCCCACUGGCCUCCCUCUAUUCGGCAACCUCUUCGAGGUCGGUCCGAAGCCCCACGAAUCACUGGCAAAGCUAGCCAAGACGUAUGGCCCACUCAUGACCAUACGUAUGGGCAGCAGAACUAGCGUGGUGGCUUCUUCGCCGGAGGUAACCAGAGAAAUCCUUCAGAAAAACGACGAGGCCUGCUCUGGCAGAAUCGUCCCCGACGCUGCCACCGGGCAAAAGCACCACUACCUGGCCCUGGUGUGGAUCUCCACGGUCGAACAAUGCCGGUUGAUUCGCCGCGCGCUGAGCAUAUACCUGACAAACCAACAAAAACUUGACACUUUGCGAGGACUAAGACACAAAGCUGUGGGAGAGAUGAUUCAACAUGUUAGAGAGACGAGAGAUCGAAGCCUGGCGAUCGGAGAGUUGGCAUUCAUUACUGCUCUGAAUAUGAUGUCCAACACUUGUUUCUCUGUAAAUGUGGCUGGGUUCGAGUCUGGAGAGGCACAGGGGUUCCUGAAUGCAGUGAAGACAAUCAUGGUGGUUGAUGGGAAGUUUAACAUUGCAGAUGUGUUUCCAUGGUUGAAGCCUUUGGAUCCUCAGGGAUUAAGGACCAAAGCCAAGGUUGCUUAUGGGUGGCUUGAUGAUGUCUGUGAUGGGUUCAUCACUCGGCGGCUCAAGCACAGAGAGUCGAAUCUGCUGAGUUAUGGGGAUUUAUUGGAUUCCCUUCUUGACUACAGCCAAGAGCAUCAUGAGUCUGAAUUCAACUGCAAAAAUAUCAAAGUCUUGCUUGGGGAGCUACUACUUGCAGGAACUGAAACAAGUUCAAACACAGUUGAGUGGGCAAUGACUGAACUGCUACUGCAUCCCAAUAUAAUGUCGAAAUUGCGUGAAGAAAUUACAAAAACAAUAGGACCAGAAGGAACAAUAGAAGAAUCCAAGAUCAUUGCAUUGCCCUAUUUACAUGCUGUAGUGAAAGAAACAAUGAGGCUGCACUUAGCAGUGCCUCUUCUCAUACCCCACAAGACCGAGACAGACGUGAAGCUGCGCGGUUUUCUCAUUCCUAAAAACACCCAAAUCUUUGUGAAUGCAUGGGCCAUUGCUCGAAACCCUAGUUAUUGGGAAAACCCAACUCAAUUCAUGCCCGAGAGGUUUUUGAGGUCCGAAAUGGACUACAAAGGCCAAAAUUUCUCCUUUCUUCCUUUCGGUUCUGGGCGUCGAAUGUGUCCCGGUAUUCCUCUUGCUCAAAGGGUUGUGAGCCUGAUGAUUGCUUCGCUCGUGUAUCAUUUUGACUGGAAGCUUCCUGAGGGCGUGACACCGGAAAAUUUGGACAUGGCUGAUACUUUUGGCAUCACACUACAAAGGGCAACGCCGCUUCGUGCUAUUCCAGUGGCUAGAAGAGACUGAACUUGACGAAAUAAAUCUCAACCUUCACAACAAUAUGCUAAAGAAGUGAUAAUAAUGAAUAAUGGUGUUACACACACUAAUUACUAUGUUAAUUAGUGUAUCAACACAUGAUAUAACAAUAUAAUUUUAAAAUUAUAAUUCUACUUAUUAUACAAAUUAUAAUAAUUCAAAGAUAUUAAAAUUAUGUCA